GAUUUUUUUUUUUUUUUCUCCAGCCGAGAGGACGCGGCUGUGAUAACGAAGAUCUUGUGUGGACAGUAAUGACCGCACGUUUCCGAUUGCCUGCUGGCAGAACCUACAAUGUCCGAGCAUCGGAGUUGGCCCGAGACAGACAGCAUACAGAGGUGGUUUGCAACAUUCUUCUUCUGGAUAACACUGUACAGGCUUUCAGAGUUAAUAAACAUGAUCAGGGGCAAGUUCUGUUGGAUAUAGUCUUCAAGCAUCUUGAUUUGACUGAGAGAGACUAUUUUGGUUUACAGUUGGCUGACGAUUCCACAGAUAACCCAAGGUGGCUGGAUCCAAACAAACCAAUAAGGAAGCAGCUAAAGAAGCUGUUUUUGUUAAUUUUAGGAGGAUCUCCUUACAGUUUGAACUUUAGAGUCAAAUUCUUUGUAAGUGACCCUAACAAGUUACAAGAAGAGUAUACAAGGUAUCAGUAUUUUUUGCAAAUUAAGCAAGACAUUCUUACUGGAAGAUUGUCCUGUCCUUAUAAUACUGCUGCCCUUUUAGCUUCAUUUGCUGUUCAGUCUGAACUUGGAGACUACAAUCAGUCAGAAAACUUGCCAGGCUACCUCUCAGAUUAUUCUUUCAUUCCUAAUCAACCUCAAGAUUUUGAAAAAGAAGUUGCAAAGUUACAUCAGCAGCACAUUGGCUUAUCUCCUGCAGAAGCAGAAUUUAAUUACCUAAACACAGCACGUACCUUAGAACUCUAUGGAGUUGAAUUCCACUAUGCAAGGGAUCAAAGUAACAAUGAAAUUAUGAUUGGAGUAAUGUCAGGAGGAAUUCUGAUUUACAAGAACAGGAUACGGAUGAAUACCUUUCCGUGGUUGAAGAUUGUAAAAAUUUCUUUUAAAUGCAAACAAUUUUUUAUUCAACUUAGAAAAGAAUUGCAUGAAUCUAGAGAAACCCUACUGGGAUUUAAUAUGGUGAAUUACAGAGCAUGUAAAAAUUUGUGGAAAGCGUGUGUAGAACAUCACACAUUCUUCCGCCUGGAUAGACCACUUCCACCGCAGAAGAACUUUUUUGCACAUUAUUUUACCCUGGGUUCCAAAUUUCGAUACUGUGGAAGAACUGAAGUCCAGUCAGUUCAAUAUGGCAAAGAAAAGGCAAAUAAAGACAGGGUAUUUGCAAGAUCUCCAAGUAAGCCUUUGGCACGGAAAUUAAUGGAUUGGGAAGUAGUUAGCAGAAAUUCAUUAUCUGAUGACAGGUUAGAAACACAAAGCCUCCCAUCCCGAUCUCCACCUGGAACUCCCAAUCACCUUUGUUUCUCUUCAUUUAGUCGGAAUUCUGCAUUCACACAAGAGGGGACCCGGGUCCGGCCGUCUUCAGUUGGUCAUUUGGUAGACCAUGUGGUUCACACAUCCCCCAGUGAUGGUUUUGUAAAUCAGAGAUCUCCAUCAUCAACACAAGCUAAUAGCAUAGUUCUGGAAUCAUCACCAUCACAAGAGACCCCUGAAGAUGGGCAGCCUCCAGCUUUACCACCCAAACAAUCUAAGAAAAACAGUUGGAACCAAAUUCAUUUUUCCCACUCUCAGCAAGAUCUAGUAAACCAUACUAAUGAAACCUUUGAUGUGCCCUCCUCCCCUGAAAAGUCCACUCCUAAUGGUGGAAUUCCACAUGAUAAUCUUGUUCUUAUCAAAAUGAAACCAGAUGAAAAUGGAAGGUUUGGGUUCAAUGUAAAGGGAGGAUAUGAUCAGAAGAUGCCUGUAAUUGUGUCCCGAGUAGCACCUGGAACACCUGCUGACCUCUGUGUCCCUCGAUUGAAUGAAGGAGAUCAAGUGGUACUGAUCAAUGGUCGGGACAUUGCAGAACAUACCCAUGAUCAAGUAGUCUUGUUUAUUAAAGCUAGCUGUGAGAGACAUUCUGGGGAACUUGUGCUUUUAGUUCGACCUAAUGCUGUAUAUGAUGUAGUGGAAGAAAAAUUAGAAAGUGAGCCAGACUUCCAGUAUAUUCCUGAGAAAGCCCCAUUAGAUAGUGUCCAUCAAGAUGACCAUUCCCUGCGAGAGUCAAUGAUCCAGCUAGCUGAGGGACUUAUCACUGGAACAGUACUGGCACAGUUUGAUCAACUGUAUCGGAAAAAACCUGGAAUGACAAUGUCUUGUGCCAAAUUACCUCAGAACAUUUCCAAAAAUAGAUACAGAGAUAUUUCGCCUUAUGAUGCUACACGGGUCCUCUUAAAAGGUAAUGAAGACUACAUCAAUGCAAACUAUAUAAAUAUGGAAAUUCCUUCUUCAAGUAUUAUAAACCAGUACAUUGCUUGUCAAGGGCCAUUACCGCACACUUGUAAAGAUUUUUGGCAAAUGACUUGGGAACAAGGCUCCUCCAUGGUUGUGAUGUUGACCACACAAGUUGAACGUGGCAGAGUUAAAUGUCACCAGUAUUGGCCAGAACCCACAGGAAGCUCAUCCUAUGGAUGCUAUCAAGUCACCUGCCACUCUGAGGAAGGAAAUCCUGCCUAUAUCUUCAGGAAGAUGACACUGUUUAACCAAGAGAAAAAUGAGAGUCGUCAACUCACUCAGAUCCAGUACACAGCCUGGCCUGACCACGGAGUACCUGACGACUCCAGUGACUUUCUGGACUUCGUUUGUCACGUCCGGAAGAAGAGGGCUGGGAAGGAAGAGCCGGUUGUUGUUCAUUGCAGUGCUGGAAUUGGAAGGACUGGGGUUCUUAUUACUAUGGAAACUGCCAUGUGUCUCAUUGAAUGCAAUCAGCCAAUUUACCCACUAGAUAUUGUAAGAACAAUGAGAGAUCAAAGAGCCAUGAUGAUCCAAACACCUAGUCAGUACAGAUUUGUCUGUGAAGCUAUUUUGAAAGUCUAUGAAGAAGGCUUUGUUAAACCCUUAACAACAUCAAAUAAAUAAGAAAACAAAACGGUUGGGAUAAGUAUUGGGAAACUGAUUUUUGUUACAUUCAUUUUGCCAUUAUACUGCUUGCAGGAAAUGGCAUCUCACACAAAAAAGUGAAGAACUCAAACAAACUUUGAAAACUUCAGCACUAUUGCACUUUAUGUUUAAAAAAGUCACUCAAAACCUAUAACUCACUAUUUUGACUGUUUUGUGCUUUGCUCUGAACACAUAGUGGAGACUGACUAUGUUCAGGGUAACUUAUGGAAUUCGAGGCGGUGCCAUGCGUCCCCUCUGUAGAAUUGCCCCAGACAAGGCUCAGAAUUCUCAUCUCUGUUACACACCUGUACCUUGAAAGCAAAAAGGAGUAAACAUCAGGAAUCUGCUCUGGUCUUUCCAGUGGUUCAUGUACUUACUCUCCUGAUUACCGGAUUUUAGUUUCAACCGUUAGCAAUACCAUUCUCAACAUAGCCAGUACACUGCCUGUGGAUGCAGCACAGCUUCCUGACAUCCCAGUAGGGACCUGCUGUUGAGAAGAAAAGGGGAACGGGCUGUUCCCAGGAAAUGCUGCACAUGCCCAUUACCAGCAUCUUAGAGAACUAUAACUAUGAAUCUAUGGAUUUUCUUGGAUUUAAUAAUGUAACUUAUAUUUAUCAUAAGGUUGGCUUAUUCCAAAUCAUGUGAUUUCACAUUCUUGAUGUAAAGGAAUGCAUGUAUCGUGUCUUAACCCCUUAAGUGCCUUGAGAUUUUAUUGUCUAAUGAAAAGGCACUCAUUUGACCCCAUAGGAGGUAUGUAUACUGUACAUUCUCAUAGUUUUAUGAAUUUUUAAUAAGUUCACAGUGUAAAAAAACAGCUUCUUAUGUUGAGAGUUAUACAAAGAAGGGUAAGGAAAUUCUGUUCUUACUCAGUGCUUGCUUGUACUUUGCCAUAAAAGCCAGGAUAUCUGUGUUCUGCUGAGAGUGCAUUCUGCUGCUAUGGAAUUGUUCACAAUCUGUACAUUCCUUUACUGAGGAACAGGGGUUAAAGUUCUGCAGCCUACUGAAAAAGAGGGGUUAUUCUUCAAAUUGCACAUUUACUUUAUUCCCUAACUUAAAAAGUGAUGUAACAUGUACAUUAGAGAUCAACAUAUUAACACUCUGAGCUCCAGUUACCAAGUUCAGUGGUUGGGUUUCCUCCUGUCGGAAGCUGAAGUGCUGCCCUCCAGCACUCGUUCCCUUCAUGUCAGGCUGCUGUUCACACUGCUCUUUCUUUUCAGUUUUGUUUUUUGUUGGUUUUCUGUUUUGGUUUAGUUUUUGUUUUUUGGGUUUUUUUUUUUUUUUUUUUCAAGACGAGGUUUCUCUGUGUCACAGCCCUGGCUGUCCUAGAACUCACUCUGUAGCCCAGGCUGGCCUUGAACUUACAGAGAUCUGCCUGCCUCUGCCUCUUGAGUGCUGGGAUUAUGUGCUGCCACCGCCUAGCCACAAUGGUCUUUUGAUUGGAAUUCUUCAGACAAGGAAUUAAAUACUAUUGACUUCUUCUAAAUGUGACCCCAAAAAUAGUAAAAUGCAGGUUUUCUUGUCAUUUUUUGUAUACAGUAAUAUUAGCUAGUUCAUAUAUGAAAAUUAUAAGCCUGUUUAGUGAGGCUUUUGAUUGUCCAUUUUGACUAAAGAUUCAAUUCCCAUUACAGAUGUGUGUAUUUUCCUUGUUGGCUUCAUUUGUUUUUAAAUCUAUGGAGAUAGAGCUUCAAAAUUGCUCAAUUUAAUGUGAGAAUUUGCUCACCUACUCAAAUGUUGUUUUAUAUGGAUAUAGUUAAAAUAGGCACAUUUGCUAGUGGUUUCAGAAUAUUUCUGUAGUCUUAAUAAAACAUAGGUCCCAAUGGUAAAUAGUUUGGACUGCUAUUUAGUUGGGGGAGGAGUGCCAUACAUUUGAAAAUCUUUAGUAAAAUCUAAAUUAUCCAUUCACAUAUUCAGAAUAGGUGUGAACAAAGCGGCAUAUUCAGAAUCCAUAAUAGUAAAAUUCAGAAGUUAAGCUCCUAAACAUUAAUAGCCAGGGUACCAAAUAAAUUGUCUUUCACAAAUAUUUUUUGUCUUAUUUUUUAAAGAAAGACAUAAACAUAAUCUUUAUGUCAAAUGGAAGUUCUCCUAUUCUGAUUUCACAUGCAAGACAAUCUGAGCUAGUCAGUGAAAGGUAGCUUCACUCAAACAUUCCAUUGUCUGCCAGAGGCAAAUGUAAUGGAGGCUAUCAUUUCAAGUUUAAAGGGGAAAUGAAGUUGGAGAUCUGUACAUUGUAGAGCUACUUUAUUUCCUGUACAAAUUGUAGUCUAAAUUUGAAGUGUCUGUCCUUGCCGUAUGGAUAGAAUAUGACAACCAGAGACAGGCAGAGAAAAACUGUGUGGAGGCGAAAGGCAGAGUCAUGUUCACUGGCUCUUUCAUCUGCCGCUUUGUUCACACCUAUGUCGUUAACACUGGUGUUGGCAGUGAGCAUUGCUGGCUUUAAAUUAUUGACAAGUGGAGAAUUCCACUUCAACUUCUGAGAACCGCCCUCUGUCAGCAUUUUAGUGUAAAAACAGCCCUUAGACCAUUUGUUAGGACCUUAAGCUACUAUUACCUUUACAAACUGUUAAUGUGGAUAUGCUAACUAAACUUUCCUAGUUCUCUAACAUAUAACACUGUCCUUUACACCUAAGCAUUUAAUCAGUUUAUUAAUCUUAAUAGAUUUCUAGAAAUAAUGGUAGUUUUCAUACAAGUACUGCUAGACUUCAUACAUACUGAUUUAAUAUUGUGUUAACAAAAAACAAAUUUCUUGAAUCAAACUACUUUUCCAUUUCAGUAGCCACCCUUAGACCCACACCCUGACAAACUCAAGAAAGAAUGCAUUUAUUCUGACAAGUGAAAAAUCAAUAUUGGUGAAUCAGGGGCUUUUGUACAUGCUAAAGAGUAAAUGUGAAUAUUUUCACUCUCCGAGUUCAGACAAUUUUUCUGUGUUUCUUUCCAGUGUUUUAUUGAGCAUCUGGUUUUCAUUAGCAUCGACUAGAUACUCUAUAGUAUCUAGGAGUAUUUGGAGUAGACUUUCGUUCACAAAAGGAAUAGAUUGUGCUUAUAAUCCAUCCAUUCAAAAGUGAGCCCAAGAAAAACUUUUGUGUUACCUACUGAGGUAAAUAACUGGGAAAGGACAAUGAUUGAUCAUUUUGACCUAAGAAUAAAAGUAACGUAUAUGAAAAUUGCACUCAGAGGCAGAGACAGGUGGAUCUCUGUGAGUUUAAGGCCAGCCUGGUCUACAGCCAAGGCUACACUGAAAAACCCUCUCUCGAAAAAUCAACAUCAAAAAAAGACCGUUAUUUGAAGGUUUUGGGUACUACUGUGCAUGCCUUCACAGAAAAACGUCAGUACAUUGGUUUGCAUGUGUGCUUCAUAAAGACGUGUGCACAGACGGAAUGAACUUUUGACCAUGGGGUUGUUUAUAUCUCUUGGCAGGUCUGACCAAGUCUAAGUUGUUAUCUGAGCAAAAAAAUCUCUUGUCUCACUAGAAGUGAUACUACAACUUGAUAUCUAUAAGAAGGUGAAAGAUGUGUGUCCAGUCUCUAUUUCUUUACGAUAGGAAGGACCAGAGGCCCAGCAAUUAAUUUAACAGUAUCUGGUCAUCUUCCAGUUUUCCAAUUCUCAAUCUAGUGUCGCUGUAUUAGACUAGAACUUCAGUAAAUUGUGAAUGUGAUAAAUGCUUAUAAAUUUUAUCUCUUUGUACCUGGGAAGCACGCGCAGUGUCGUCACUUUGAAACUUUGACCCCUUAGAGGUUGAAAGUAGGCUUCAAAAGUGAUGCUCAUUAGGAUGUGGGCCAAGUUUGCUCGUGGUGCCUCCCUACCGGACGGACACGAGCUCUUGUGAAGUAGUUAGCCUGAUACACAUACAGUAAGCCAACUGAACUGCAAGGAGGAAGGCAGCGUUAAAGCACUUCAAACCUAGAACUGAGAUUUAGAACUUAGGUCUACUUACAAAAUAAUUUAUAUUCAUAAUGUGAACAUGUGAUAAAAUUGAAGUGUGGCCUGUUUAUCAGGAAAAGAGAAGGAAACACUAAUUUAUAGCAAUAUGCUAUCUAAUGUCUGUUUUGAAUAGUCUGAUGGUAAAGUUGCCAAAGUAGUUUUGAAUUCAUGUAAGUUGUUUAUACCACAAAUGUGGGAUAUGUUUACAGGCUCUUUGUAGUACUUAUUUUGUAGUUCUGAUGAAUUUGUAUUUAAGUCAUUUAUAAUAAAUAUAUGAUGAUAAAUAUUUGCUGGAAUAAACAUCUCAGUAAUACUGCAAAUCAUACCUAAAUGAUCCCCCAGUCUGCUUUCAUGCAAGGUGCUGCAUCCACAAAGCAAGUACUCUGUGUCGACAUUGCUCACGUCCCACAUGUGCACCAGCCAUCCACCUGCCAUUCCUGGAACAGUCAUUGUGGUGCUUCCUCCAAGUCAAACAGCUGCGUUAGUACACUUCAGUGAUUGAGUUUACCAGACGUGAAAUGACCGCUAUGGUGACAGACACUCACUUGUGUCUCAGUGUGAUCACAAAUUGUAGCAACUUUGUGAAAUUCUUAGAGAAUUAUUAUAGACAUAAAAAGAAAUUUACAGAAUCUUAAAACUUUUUUGAGGGCUAAUUGCUAAGAGAUAAUUUCAUCAAUUUUAAGAAUAUAGGAAAUCAAUCCCAAAAUUCUAUGUUUCAGGUUCUGCUUUUUACCACAAUUCUUAUUUUUCAUGGAUUUUGCUUACUCUUAGUAGCAGUUAUUAUAAUAAACUUCUCUAUGUUGAUAUAAACAACAACCCAUGUAUUCCAGCCCAUAAUUUCAUGCCCUAGGUGAAUUUGUUUGGAGUAGAUACCAUAAGGUUACUUUCUGUUUCCAUAUAUAAAUGUGUUGCUGCUUAUUUUACAUUUUUUCUGCUACGGUAUACUGUUGGUUUCUAAAGCCAUUGUUUAUUUUUUUAGUCCUCCAAAGCUAAAUGGGCAGCCAUUAGUCAUAGCUGUUUGACAGCAAUCCAUCUGUAUUAGCUAGGUAUGGUUCAGUACAUAAACAAGUAAGCCAGUAGUACUUUUAAUUUGCAGAAGGUUGUUAGCAAUAUUGCAAGUUAAAAACUACACUGUUAAGGAAAAGUUCAAACGUUUAGCUUUCUGGAGCCUUGUAAAAUUUCCAGUAUAAGAAUGAAAAAGAAAGCCUUGUUAAGGUCAUAAAAGUUUCAAUUAAACAUUGUAGAGUUUUCCUAUUAUUAUGUAAAUGAUAUACAGAAAAUAUUUUUCUAUGAACAGAAGGUUAAAACUGUUAACUUUAAUUUCAUUGUUUAAAAGGGAUAAAACGAUAUUUGUAUGUCUUUCAUGCUGUAAAGAAAAUGAAUGUAUCUUUCAAAUGUUAGAGUUAUUACUUGAUUCUAAGUAUAUGUGUUUAAAAAGAGAGAGAAAUCUGCAAAAGAGUGAAAAGAGUGUUACAAGUCAUUGUGUAAAAUGCAAUGGUGGAAGAAAUGGAGUUUCGUUAUAAAUGAUCACUGUCAAAGCAUAUAUAGUGUAUAGUGUACAUUCAUUUCACAUUGCUUUGUUUUGACUUCUGAAAUUUUCCUUAAAAAUUGUAUGUACUAUUUUGAGUGUAAAAUAUUUUAAUUCUAUACUUGGGUGUGGAAGAAUGUCUGUGUGUUAGGCUAAGUGUGCUGUUGCAUGUGUCUACCAUGGAGGAAAGUUCCCAAGCUUUGUCAUUGUCGCAGCCACCAAUGGGGGCAUCAUUGUAAGAAUGUGAAGCCAGAAUCCCAUGCCUAAGAGCCACUGCAGUAAUUAUGUGCAGAGGCCUCUGACCCUGCUAGUGAGUUUCCCUUUCUAUCUUCAGUGAUGUGGAUAGUAAGACCACUGGGUCCAACGCUCGUGACUUAUAACAGUAGUAGCUUGUGUGCUUACAAGUUUAUUCAGCUAAGUGAAAACUCUUCACUUUAAACCAGUACUUGUAGGCAUGAUUAAUUAAUUUAGUGAUUGCCAAUCAUUAAACUUUAUGAAAUUGGGAAGUCAUUGUUUUAAUGCUUUCUAAACCUACAUACUAAUUUUAACUCAUCGUGAUGUACCCUGAACAACCAAAAGGUAAUCCAAGGUUAGUGUCAGAUUUCCUCAACCCCAGUGGUUACAAAGUUUGGCACUCUUAACUCUGGUAACUUAGAAGUCACACUGUUAGUAAAGUCGCUGCCAGCGAUCAUCAAGGAAGUAGCUUUCUUCAACCUUCGGCCCAAAUAGUUGCUGCUUUGUGGUUUCCCUAGAUCUACUAUAUGUCAUUACAUCCACUAUUGUCAUAAUUGGGCCUAUUUCACCUUUGUUUUAAUAUUUGUUUUCUGCUUAUAAGUUGCCAUCCUGGGCAAGGAUGUUUCAACCUAAUUCUGUGAUCUCUGGAUUCAUCUUUCCCACUCUUUCAGUGAAUUCGCAAGACACCUCAUUCCUGAAUCCUGUAGAGUAGGUCAAACUUCAGUGCUAAAAUUGAUUUCAAAUAGCACUUUAUUUCAUGCUUACUACUGACUUAAUUUAUACAUUAAAAUAUCUAUCCUAGGCGUUUUGUAAAUACAGAUAAAAAUUGAUUAGUAUUAGAGUUUAUUAGAUUGGCCCCAAGUUUAAAUGCUUUAUAAUGAUCUCUUGAUCUUUGAUAUUUAAGAGGUAACGUAUGUGAUUUUAGCUCUGCGAUUUUUCUGUAAUUUGUGUAAUACAAUAGAGGCUGCCCAGCUGACUGUGUUGCUGGACUCAGUUCUCUCAGCCGAGCUUGGUUUAAUAAAAUUGUUUCUGCUCUGCAUUUUGUGGACAUCACAUGAAUUCUUGGAAAUCCGUUUGUUUUCAGUGUAGUACCUAGAUAUUAAGUGGAUCCUGUACCACAAGUACAUAGUUGAUGUAGAAGACAAAGGGCAGAAUUUAUGACGCUGUAACAGUUUAUAUUAAGCUGUUUUUAUAUUCUGCCAGUACAAUAUAUCUGCUGUAAAAAAUAAAAGUUGCCUACCCCAGUGUUCUCCAGCAUCAGAACAUACCCCUUAUGAACUAUGUUGUAGUCUUUUCAAAUAAGGAAAGCUAGUCCUUGUUUUCUACAGUGUAGGUUUAACUUUAGGACUGAUAGUUUAUACUUAUCAGUACUAUUUUCAAACAGUAGUUUUAAAAUUAUUUCUGUGUAGAGGAUAUUUUAAUUUGGGAACUUUCUUUUCUUGUAAUAGGUGCUAUAUGUAAAUAUGGAGUGAGAAGUUUGCUUGGUUCAAGGUCUACUUUAUUUCCUUACUAAAAUGUUUUUCAUUUCUGUUUCCAUUUCAUGUUUUGUACUGAACUAAUAGCAGAAUGGAAUUAGUCCCUUAAUGUUGUCGACUACCUUUUCUCCCAGUUGUACAAAACUGUCUCCGUAUGCUUGGUCUCGUGAUGAAGGGCAGAGAAGCUAAGAAUGGGAACCGCAAGUGCACAAGCUGGAGUUUGGCCAGCACUGGGUUAUCUGAGAUGCUCACUGUAUACUUGUCACCGCAGCUCACCGUGUGCUUGUCCUCAUUCAAGGAAAGUCAGAAUUCCUGACGUCCGUGGUUUUCAGCAGUCUACACAUGCCAACAGUGAGCAGGAUAAAAUGCUGGUUUGCAUCGAAACUGUUUUAGUCCUAACAUCAGUUUAUGUUAUGUGAAAUAUUUUGUUGGGCAUAUUUCAUUUUGAUUAAGUAGUUGUUCAGAUACAAAUGUGAAAAGGAAAAGAAAAACCUCUAGUUGUUAAUGUUCAAUUGAAAAAUAAAGAUGUGCUUUAGUAAUCUAA
Molecule: messenger RNA, 10608 nt
Organism: Peromyscus maniculatus bairdii (prairie deer mouse)
Lineage: Eukaryota; Metazoa; Chordata; Mammalia; Rodentia; Cricetidae
Source: RefSeq, a predicted model, not a curated record